AUGUUUUAUUUGGGUAACAACACAGUGUCUGAGUUCACCAUCAUGGGAUUCCCAACUUUAUAUCAUUAUGGUACACUGCUGUUUGUGUGCCUUCUUAUUGUUUAUCUUCUUACUAUAGCUGGUAAUGUGACUAUAUGCGUUCUAGUGAAGGUAGACUCACGCCUCCAUUCUCCAAUGUAUAUAUUUAUUAGCGCUCUGUCCUUCUUAGAGAUCUUUUAUACAGCAGUCACCAUUCCAAAGAUGUUGGCCAAUCUCUUAGUUGGAAACAAACAUAUAUCAGUUAGAAGCUGCCUCUUCCAGACAUAUUUCUUCCAUGCUCUUGGAUCUUGUGAGUGCUACCUUCUUACCGCCAUGGCCUAUGACCGGUAUCUGGCCAUUUGCCACCCACUUCACUAUUCUUCCAUCAUGACCUCCACAAUGACCAUUAAGUUAAUAGGUUCCUGUUUCUCUCUUGGCUUUCUGUGCCCCCUCACUGAGGUUAUUCUGAUUUCUAGACUUUCUUUUUGUAAUAGUGAAAUGGAACAUAUCUUUUGUGACAUCCCGCCAUUGAUCAGCUUGGCUUGCAGUGACACCUCCAUCAACAUCCUUGCUGAAUUUGUAACAAAUUGUUUCACCAUAAUUGUCAACUUUUUCUUGGUCAUGACCUCCUAUUUUAGGAUUAUCAUCGACAUUAUGAAAAUAAAGACAUCUGUUGGACGAAUGAAGGCUUUCUCCACCUGCGCCUCUCAUCUGACUGUAGUAUUGUUGUUCUUUACCUGUAUUUUGUUUAUGUACAUUCGACUAACCAAGAGCUACUCUUUGUACUUUGACCGUGCAGUGUCGAUUCUGUAUUCAGUGGUCACUCCUAUAUUGAACCCUAUAAUAUACAGUUUUCGAAACCAAGAGAUCAGACUUGCCUUUAAAAACAGAAUGUGUCAAAGACAAAAUGUGUGA
Nanorana parkeri is the source of this 933-nucleotide messenger RNA. Its product is annotated as olfactory receptor 6N2-like. Gene Ontology annotation, cellular component: membrane. The transcript has a single exon. The record is from RefSeq and is a predicted model, not a curated record. Gene Ontology annotation, molecular function: olfactory receptor activity; G protein-coupled receptor activity. Gene Ontology annotation, biological process: G protein-coupled receptor signaling pathway. Bases 1 to 933 code for a protein of 310 amino acids. Lineage: Eukaryota; Metazoa; Chordata; Amphibia; Anura; Dicroglossidae.